Messenger RNA from Camelina sativa (false flax), 1061 nucleotides. RefSeq lists its product as uncharacterized. The record is from RefSeq and is a predicted model, not a curated record. NCBI's taxonomy places the organism in Eukaryota, Viridiplantae, Streptophyta, Magnoliopsida, Brassicales, Brassicaceae.
AUGAGUGUAUCUAUGCAGGUAAGAGGUGGCCAGCUAUGGGGAACAGAUAUAUACACAGACGAUUCGGAUCUUGUUGCUGUUCUCAUGCAUACAGGUUACUGUCGUCCCACUGCUUCUCCUCCUCCACCGACAAUGCAAGAGUUGCGCGCUACUAUUAGAGUCUUGCCGUCACAAGAUUACUACACCUCCAAGCUAAGGAACAAUGUCCGCUCUCGAGCAUGGGGAGCUGGAAUCGGAUGCAGUUACAGAGUUGAGCGGUGCUAUAUACUGAAGAAAGGAGGUGGAACUAUUGAACUGGAACCCUCGCUUACACACUCCUCAACUGUGGAGCCAACACUUGCACCAAUGGCUGUUGAAAGAUCUAUGACCACCAGAGCUGCAGCUUCGAAUGCUCUGCGGCAACAAAGGUUUGUCCGAGAAGUGACAAUACAAUACAACCUCUGCAAUGAACCUUGGAUCAAAUAUAGCAUAAGCAUUGUCGCUGAUAAGGGUCUCAAGAAGCCUCUUUUCACCUCAGCCCGCUUGAAGAAAGGAGAAGUUUUGUACUUAGAAACACAUUCAUGCAGGUAUGAGCUCUGUUUCGCGGGAGAGAAGACUAUCAAGGCAAUCCAAGCCUCACAACAACAAUCAUCACAUGAACCUAUGGAGACAGAUAGUAUUAACAAGUCACAGAACCAUCUGACAAACGGUGACAAAACAGAUUCAGACAACAGUUUAAUCGAUGUUUUCCGUUGGUCACGCUGUAAGAAACCUCUCCCGCAGAAGGUUAUGCGGUCUAUAGGGUUUCCACUCCCAGCAGAUCAUAUCGAGGUACUGGAGGAGAAUCUUGAUUGGGAAGAUGUACAGUGGUCACAAACUGGUGUUUGGAUUGCCGGAAAAGAGUACACUCUUGCUCGUGUUCAUUUUCUCUCGCCCAACUAAAACCAAGCUUUUAUUGCUUUCCUUUUCUUCUCCUUACAAAUCUCUUUUAUCCUUCAUUUUAUGAUUAGAGAGAACAGUUUCUAAGGGCUGUGUCUUGUGUACUUCAGACUAAGAUAUAAUCAAUCUCCGUUUGGAUUUUU